ACCCCGCCCCGAGGAGGCGGCCCGGCCGGCGGCCGCGUAGGGAGCCUGGUGGCAUGGAACAGCCGCCGCUGCCGCCACACGCACUGCCGCUCCCCGUGAGCCUCGGAGCUGCGGCGAGCACGGGGGGCUGAGCACGCGGAGCGGGGCGCCCCGGGGCGUGACACUGGGAGGAGGGCGCGGCCCCGGCUGCGGCGGCCGGACGCGAGGCGGGGGAAGCGGGAGCGCGUCGGCGCCGGGAGCCGCGGGAGGAGCGGGCCGGGCGCCCGGGGCGCACCUGGCGGCCGCGCGGCCCGGCCGGACCCGGGGAUCAGCGGGAGACGGCGGCGGCGGGAGGAUGUCGCAGCCGCCGCUGCUCCCCGCCUCGGCGGAGACUCGGAAAUUCACGCGGGCGCUGAGUAAGCCAGGCACGGCGGCGGAGCUGCGGCAGAGCGUGUCGGAGGUGGUGCGCGGCUCGGUGCUGCUGGCCAAGCCGAAGCUCAUUGAGCCCCUGGACUAUGAAAAUGUCAUCGUCCAGAAGAAGACUCAGAUCCUCAAUGACUGCCUGCGGGAGAUGCUGCUCUUCCCCUACGAUGACUUCCAGACAGCCAUCCUGAGACGACAGGGGCGAUACCUGCACUCAACAGUUCCCCGGAACGCCGAAGAGGAAGCCCAGAGCUUGUUCGUCACAGAGUGCAUCAAAACUUACAACUCUGACUGGCACAUUGUGAACUACAAAUAUGAAGAUUAUUCAGGAGAAUUUCGACAGCUUCCAAACAAAGUGGCAAAGUUGGAUAAACUUCCAGUUCACGUGUAUGAAGUUGAUGAAGAGGUGGACAAAGAUGAGGAUGCUGCCUCCCUUGGGUCCCAGAAAGGUGGAAUCACCAAGCACGGGUGGCUGUACAAAGGCAACAUGAACAGUGCCAUCAGUGUGACCAUGAGGUCAUUCAAGAGACGAUUUUUUCACCUGAUUCAACUUGGUGAUGGAUCUUAUAAUUUGAAUUUUUACAAAGAUGAAAAAAUCUCCAAAGAACCAAAAGGAUCAAUAUUUCUAGAUUCCUGCAUGGGUGUGGUUCAGAACAACAAAGUCAGGCGUUUUGCUUUUGAGCUCAAGAUGCAAGACAAAAGUAGCUAUCUUUUGGCAGCAGACAGUGAAGUGGAAAUGGAAGAAUGGAUCACAAUUCUCAACAAGAUUCUCCAGCUCAACUUUGAAGCUGCAAUGCAAGAAAAGCGGAAUGGAGAUUCUCAUGAAGAUGAUGACCAAAGCAAAUUGGAAGGCUCUGGUUCUGGUGUAGACAGCUACCUGCCUGAACUUGCCAAGAGUGCCAGAGAUGCAGAAAUCAAACUGAAAAAUGAAAGCAGAGUUAAGCUUUUUUACUUGGACCCAGAUACCCAGAAGCUCGACUUCUCAUCAGCUGAGCCAGAAGUGAAGCCAUUUGAAGAGAAGUUUGGAAAAAGGAUUCUUGUCAAGUGCAAUGAUUUAUCUUUUAAUUUGCAAUGCUGUGUGGCUGAAAAUGAAGAAGGACCUACUACAAAUGUAGAGCCUUUCUUUGUGACUCUGUCGCUGUUUGACAUAAAAUACAACCGAAAGAUUUCUUCUGAUUUCCAUGUGGAUCUGAACCAUUUCUCUGUGCGACAGAUGUUGGCCCCCUCGUCCCCAGUUCUAGUCAAUGGUGGGCACAGUCCCCCCGCCCAUCAGGACACCUGUCAUGAGGCCUCCAUGCAGUAUCCAAAGCAGGGAAUAUUUUCUGUCACAUGUCCUCAUCCGGAUAUAUUUCUAGUAGCGAGAAUUGAAAAAGUCCUUCAGGGAAGCAUCACACACUGCGCUGAACCAUACAUGAGAAGUUCGGACUCUUCUAAGGUCGCUCAGAAGGUGUUGAAGAAUGCUAAACAAGCAUGCCAAAGACUAGGACAGUACAGAAUGCCAUUUGCUUGGGCAGCAAGGACAUUGUUCAAGGAUGCAUCUGGAAACCUUGACAAAAAUGCCAGAUUUUCUGCCGUCUACAGGCAAGACAGCAAUAAACUGUCAAAUGAUGACAUGCUCAAGUUACUUGCAGACUUUCGGAAACCUGAGAAGAUGGCUAAGCUACCUGUGAUUUUAGGCAAUCUAGACAUCACCAUUGAUAAUGUUUCCUCAGACUUCCCUAAUUAUGUUAACUCAUCCUACAUUCCCAUGAAGCAGUUUGAAGCCUGUGCUAAAAUUCCAAUCACAUUCGAAGUAGAGGAAUUUGUGCCCUGCAUCCCAAAACACACUCAGCCUUACACUGUCUACAACAAUCACCUUUACGUUUACCCCAAGUACUUGAAAUACGACAGUCAGAAGUCUUUUGCCAAGGCCAGAAAUAUUGCCAUCUGCAUUGAAUUCAAAGAGUCAGAUGAGGAAGAUUCUCAGCCCCUGAAGUGCAUUUAUGGAAGACCCGGUGGACCAGUGUUCACGAGAAGCGCCUUUGCCGCAGUUUUGCACCAUCAGCAAAACCCAGAAUUUUAUGAUGAGAUUAAAAUAGAAUUGCCCACACAACUACAUGAGAAGCACCACUUACUGUUCACCUUCUUCCAUGUCAGCUGCGAUAACACAAGUAAAGGAAGCACCAAGAAAAAGGAUGUAGUUGAAACACAAGUUGGAUAUUCCUGGCUUCCUCUCCUGAAAGAUGGAAGGGUGGUGACCAAUGAGCAGCACAUCCCUGUCUCAGCGAAUCUUCCCUCUGGCUACCUUGGCUACCAGGAGCUUGGAAUGGGCAGGCAUUAUGGGCCAGAAGUUAAAUGGGUAGACGGAGGCAAGCCACUGCUAAAGGUUUCCACUCAUCUGGUUUCUACAGUGUAUACCCAGGAUCAGCAUUUGCACAAUUUUUUCCAGUACUGUCAGAAAACUGAAUCUGGAGCCCAAGCUUUAGGAAAUGAACUCGUAAAAUUCCUUAAGAGUCUCCAUGCCAUGGAGGGCCAUGUGAUGAUCGCUUUCUUGCCCACCAUCCUAAACCAGCUGUUCCGCGUCCUCACCAGGGCCACCCAGGAGGAAGUCGCGGUCAAUGUGACGCGGGUCAUUAUUCAUGUGGUCGCCCAGUGCCAUGAGGAAGGAUUGGAAAGCCACUUGAGAUCCUAUGUUAAGUAUGCUUAUAAGGCUGAGCCAUAUGUUGCUUCUGAAUAUAAGACAGUGCAUGAAGAACUAACCAAAUCCAUGACCACCAUUCUCAAGCCCUCGGCAGAUUUCCUCACCAGCAACAAGCUACUUAAGUAUUCAUGGUUUUUCUUUGAUGUGCUGAUAAAAUCCAUGGCUCAGCAUCUGAUAGAGAACUGCAAAGUUAAGGUGUUGAGGAACCAGAGAUUUCCUGCCUCCUAUCAUCAUGCAGUGGAAACUGUUGUGAAUAUGCUGAUGCCACACAUCACUCAGAAGUUUCGAGACAACCCAGAGGCCUCGAAGAAUGCCAAUCACAGCCUCGCUGUCUUCAUCAAGAGAUGUUUCACCUUCAUGGACAGGGGCUUUGUCUUUAAGCAGAUCAAUAACUACAUCAGCUGCUUUGCUCCUGGAGACCCCAAGACUCUCUUUGAGUACAAGUUUGAGUUUCUCCGUGUGGUGUGCAAUCAUGAGCAUUACAUCCCGCUCAACUUGCCUAUGCCCUUUGGAAAAGGUCGGAUUCAGAGAUACCAAGACCUCCAGCUUGACUACUCCCUGACAGACGAGUUCUGCAGGAACCACUUUCUGGUGGGACUGUUGCUGAGGGAGGUUGGUGCCGCCCUGCAGGAGUUUCGGGAAGUCCGCGUGAUUGCCAUCAGUGCGCUCAAGAACUUGUUGAUAAAACAUGCUUUUGAUGACAGAUAUGCUUCCAGGAGUCAUCAGGCGAGGAUAGCUACUCUCUACCUGCCUCUGUUUGGCCUGCUCAUAGAAAACGUCCAGCGGAUCAACGUGAGGGACGUGUCUCCUUUCCCUGUGAACCCAGGCAAUAUUGUGAAGGAGGAAUCCCUUGCUUUGCCAGCCGUGAACCCGCUUGUGACACCACAGAAGGGCAGCACGUUGGACAACAGCCUGCACAAAGAUCUCCUGGGCGCCAUCUCUGGCAUUGCUUCUCCAUAUACAACUUCAACUCCAAACAUCAACAGUGUGAGAAAUGCUGACUCGAGAGGGUCUCUUAUAAGCACUGACUCGGGUAACAGCCUUCCAGAAAGGAACAGUGAGAAGACCAAUUCCUUGGAUAAGCAUCAACAGAGUAACACUUUGGGAAAUUCUGUGGUUCGCUGUGAUAAACUUGACCAGUCUGAGAUUAAGAGCCUCUUGAUGUGUUUCCUCUACAUCUUAAAAAGCAUGUCUGACGAUGCUCUGUUUACCUAUUGGAACAAAUCUUCAACAUCUGAACUUAUGGAUUUUUUCACAAUAUCUGAAGUCUGCUUGCACCAGUUCCAGUACAUGGGGAAACGAUACAUAGCCAGGAACCAGGAGGGGUUGGGACCCAUAGUUCAUGAUCGAAAGUCUCAGACAUUGCCUGUUUCCCGUAACAGAACAGGAAUGAUGCAUGCCAGAUUGCAGCAGCUGGGCAGCCUGGAUAACUCUCUCACUUUUAACCACAGCUAUGGACACUCGGAUGCUGAUGUCCUCCACCAGUCCUUGCUGGAAGCCAACAUUGCCACCGAGGUUUGCCUCACAGCUCUGGACACGCUGUCCCUGUUCACGCUGGCGUUCAAGAACCAGCUCUUGGCUGACCAUGGACAUAAUCCUCUCAUGAAAAAAGUGUUUGAUGUCUACCUGUGUUUUCUUCAAAAACAUCAGUCUGAAACAGCUUUAAAAAAUGUCUUCACUGCCUUAAGAUCGCUCAUUUAUAAGUUUCCCUCAACGUUCUAUGAAGGGAGAGCGGACAUGUGUGCCGCACUGUGCUAUGAGAUCCUCAAGUACUGUAACUCCAAGCUGAGCUCCAUCCGAACAGAGGCUUCCCAGCUGCUCUACUUCCUGAUGAGGAAUAACUUCGACUACACUGGAAAAAAGUCCUUCGUCCGGACACACCUGCAGGUCAUUAUUUCAGUCAGCCAGCUGAUAGCAGACGUCGUUGGCAUUGGAGGGACCAGAUUCCAGCAGUCCUUGUCCAUCAUCAACAACUGUGCUAAUAGUGACCGUCUCAUCAAGCACACCAGUUUCUCUUCCGAUGUGAAGGACUUGACCAAGAGGAUACGCACAGUCCUGAUGGCCACGGCCCAAAUGAAGGAACAUGAGAAUGACCCAGAAAUGCUGGUGGACCUGCAGUACAGCCUGGCCAAGUCCUACGCCAGCACCCCCGAGCUCAGGAAGACGUGGCUCGACAGCAUGGCCAGGAUUCACGUUAAGAAUGGAGAUCUCUCUGAGGCAGCAAUGUGCUAUGUCCACGUAACAGCACUGGUGGCAGAGUAUCUCACACGGAAAGGCAUGUUCAGACAGGGCUGCACAGCCUUCAGGGUCAUUACCCCAAACAUCGAUGAGGAGGCUUCCAUGAUGGAAGAUGUGGGAAUGCAGGACGUCCAUUUCAAUGAGGAUGUGCUGAUGGAGCUGCUGGAGCAGUGUGCAGACGGGCUGUGGAAGGCUGAACGCUACGAGUUGAUUGCAGACAUCUAUAAGCUUAUCAUCCCCAUCUAUGAGAAGCGGAGGGAUUUUGAGAGACUAGCUCACCUGUAUGACACGCUGCACCGGGCCUACAGCAAAGUAACCGAAGUCAUGCACUCGGGCCGCAGGCUCCUGGGGACCUACUUCCGGGUGGCCUUCUUCGGACAGGGGUUCUUUGAAGAUGAAGAUGGAAAAGAGUAUAUUUACAAAGAACCCAAGCUCACACCUUUGUCAGAAAUUUCUCAGAGACUCCUUAAACUCUACUCAGAUAAGUUUGGUUCUGAAAAUGUCAAAAUGAUACAGGAUUCUGGCAAGGUCAACCCCAAGGACCUGGAUUCCAAGUACGCAUAUAUCCAGGUGACUCAUGUGAUCCCGUUCUUCGAUGAGAAAGAAUUGCAAGAAAGGAGGACAGAGUUUGAAAGAUCACACAACAUUCGCCGCUUCAUGUUUGAGAUGCCGUUUACCCAGACCGGGAAGAGACAGGGUGGGGUGGAGGAGCAGUGCAAGCGACGCACCAUACUGACAGCCAUUCACUGCUUUCCCUACGUGAAGAAGCGCAUCCCCGUCAUGUACCAGCACCACACUGACCUGAACCCCAUCGAAGUGGCCAUUGAUGAGAUGAGUAAGAAGGUGGCUGAGCUCCGGCAGCUGUGCUCCUCGGCUGAGGUGGACAUGAUCAAGCUGCAGCUGAAGCUGCAGGGCAGUGUGAGCGUCCAGGUCAAUGCCGGUCCAUUGGCCUAUGCCCGAGCUUUCUUAGAUGACACAAACACGAAAAGAUACCCUGACAAUAAAGUGAAGUUGCUGAAAGAAGUUUUCAGGCAAUUUGUGGAAGCUUGUGGUCAAGCUCUGGCAGUAAAUGAGCGUCUGAUUAAAGAAGACCAAUUAGAGUAUCAGGAGGAAAUGAAAGCCAACUACAGGGAGAUGGCCAAGGAGCUCUCUGAGAUCAUGCACGAGCAGAUCUGCCCCCUGGAGGAGAAGGCAAACGUGCUACCGAAUUCGCUUCACAUCUUCAACGCCAUCAGUGGGACUCCAACAAGCACAAUGGUGCACGGGCUGACCAGCUCGUCCUCCGUCGUGUGAUGAUGCCUCGGGGAGCGCACGUGGGGACUGACUUGAUCACUUGCAAACUCAGGAUGAUUUCCCAAGCUCAUCACUGGGGAGACUGAGCACAGGGAGAAGCCAUGGGGCCUGGGAGCAAAAGGGAAUAAAGGACUGUGGUAUUUCGUGGUAGGUUUUCUAUGGAAUCAGAAGAAAGCUGCAUGUAUUUUUUUAAAUCUCACUGGCAAUACUCAGUUUUCAUUGUGUCCUGACAGAGGAGUCUGGUGAGCACUCUGAAGCUGGGGGUCACUUUGGUCCUUCCAGAGUUGAUGACAGCAAAGGGCCUUAAGUAAAAGUGUCCCAGAGGGUACAGAGUGGUGGCAGCAACUCAAGAGGGAGGAGGGGCCCUUUGGCCUUUCAGCUAAGCUGGAGAAUCUUGAAAAUAUUUUUCUUUCCUGUGGCACAUUCAGGUUGAAUAUAAAAACUAUUUUUGUGACUAGUUUUUGAUGAACUAAAGGAACUGACCGUUAUAAUUUUUGUACCGGCAAACCAGGAGAGUUAGUGCUUUUAUAUGCAUUCCCUUGCAUUUAAAAAAAUAUGAAAGUUAAAGAAAUUAUGUGGGCUUAAAACUAGUCAAGAAGUUUAGAACCAAAGGCCUGUAUUAAUAAACACAACUAACUAAAAAGAAAAAAGUAGUCUAUUACUAUGUAUAUAGUUUGUUAAUGCAGAGUCAGCAUUCUGUACAUACAUGUGUCACAUUUCUACAUUUUUAAUAUCCACAUUGAGGUUUCUCCAUUAGGUUUAAUUGUGACAGAUUAGUUCUGGUCUUAGUAUAUGAAAUAGACUUGACCGUUUUAUUCUUGUACAUAAGAAAGUGCAAUACAGAGAUGUAUACAGUCUUUGCUAUAUUAGGUUUAUAAACUGUUUUAAAAAAGAAAUCUUCAUCCUUUUGCCAAAAUGGUGAAGUAUGUAAUUGAUAGAUCAUAAAUCCUGUGAUGAACGGUGGUAUAAUUUAAAGCUUUCACCAUGUUAUAUUUUCUUUUAAAGACAUUAAUUUAGUAAUUUUAUAUUUGGGGAAAGAAAGGUUUUUAAUUUUAUUUAACUGGAACCACUGCCCUGCUGUAAUUAAACAUUCUAUACCAUGUAUGUAUUAAAAAUAAUAUUGCUGAUUUUC
This is a messenger RNA of Ochotona princeps (American pika), 7745 nucleotides long. RefSeq names its product dedicator of cytokinesis 9 (gene DOCK9). The record is from RefSeq and is a predicted model, not a curated record. Gene Ontology annotation, molecular function: guanyl-nucleotide exchange factor activity. Bases 335 to 6613 code for a protein of 2092 amino acids. Gene Ontology annotation, biological process: positive regulation of GTPase activity; small GTPase-mediated signal transduction. The transcript has 53 exons. Lineage: Eukaryota; Metazoa; Chordata; Mammalia; Lagomorpha; Ochotonidae.